Molecule: messenger RNA, 2153 nt
Organism: Wasmannia auropunctata (little fire ant)
Lineage: Eukaryota; Metazoa; Arthropoda; Insecta; Hymenoptera; Formicidae
Product: transmembrane protein 19
Exons: 6
Coding region: 890-1921 (343 amino acids)
Cellular component (GO): membrane
Source: RefSeq, a predicted model, not a curated record
AUAGGUAUGUGUUUUUUGGACAUUAAAAUCAUAUAUUUUCCAGAUUCGGCAUGAAAAUUUCUCGUUCAAGCAUAUCACAUCUGAGUAUGUUGCUUAAAAGAUCAAAAGAGCGAUAGGCUUAUCAAUUAAUGUAAUUUAUUAUUAUAGUCUAACUUAUCUCUUUAAUCUGUAUUUGUUUUUUUUUCUUUACAAAUUGUCGAACACAAUUCCUAAUAACAAAAUAACGUACGAUGUGUUCGAUUCGAAAGUGCCCAAUUCGAAAGCGCGAAAGGCAUUUAGAAUUCUAGAGAGAAAUUUUACAUGUAUAAUGUAUGUAUAAUUUACAUAUAGUUAUACAUUCUGCUUGAUAUGUAUAUGUAAUAAUUCUUUUCUACUAGAUCUUUGUACUACACACAGAAGAGUUAUGUUUAUGCGUUUUUUUUUAACGAAACGUUUAUAAUUAAUUACGUUAGAUAUAGAAGAGGAAAGGUGAAAUAUAUAGAUAAGAGGACGAAGCUCACGAAACUCAUUACGUGGCAGAUAGCGCUGUUCGCUGUUCUUUCGAAAUUCACAGCCUAGCUCGUUUAUUUCGAACGAAAAAAAUAUUCUCCUAUCUUGCUUUGUCCGCGACACGUGCUGCGACUGCUGCAGUCGCUGCGAAACGCGGUCGCUGGGUCAACAACAGCUGACAGGGUCGACCGGUCGACAGUGUCGCAGUGUCGCGGGUUGGCGGCGGUAGAAGAGGAUAUCUGCGCAUUUCUUCGCGUGCACCGUGUUGAUGUGCCGCGGUACGGUACUCGAAGACUUUCGGCUGCCCGGCGGAAGACGCGGCUUCCCACUUUUCCAGUCGGUCGGACCUGGUCGGACCGAUCCGCUGCGAUCCGAAUGCGUUUGACGCGUGUGCUCUGACAUGGUCUCCCUUGGAAGUCGCAAGGAGAGCCGGCACUCCCGCGUACUGUGGCCGGUGAUCCUGAGUGCCUGCGCUAUCCCGAUCUCGAUGCUCUUCUGGAUAGUGAACGUGGCCUACUCGAUAAUGUGGCCGGACACCGCCGACCCGACGACGGAAGAACACUCGGUGAUCUCACCAUGGAGAUGGCUGGCUGCAGUCGUACUUCCACUUAUGUUCGCGUUUUGGGGUUUACGCAGAAAAAGUCUGGAUGUUAGCGGUGGAAUUCUUGGCUUUUUUAUGGGCUUUAUCCUGACACUUUCGAGUUUCGCUCAUAUGAUGGCUCUCAUAGCGUUCUUCGUCACUGGUUCAAAGGUAACAAAAUUUCGAUCUACUCGAAAGAAGAAACUCGAAGUUGAUUUCAAGGAGGGUGGCCAACGGAAUUGGAUCCAGGUGCUGUGUAAUGGUGGCAUGGCCACGCAAUUAGCUUUACUAUACUUAUUGGAUGCCGGAAGCGGAGAGCGACCAAUCGACUUUGUUAAGGAAUACCGAAGCUCGUGGUUGUCCAUUGGGAUAAUAGGAGCGUUCGCGUGUUGUAACGGUGACACGUGGGCCUCUGAGAUUGGUACGGUAAUCGGCACGAGUGACCCUUUCCUCAUCACAACGAGGAAAAGAGUCCCGAGAGGAACGAAUGGUGGUGUAUCGUGGAUAGGUCUGGUAUGUUCUAUCGUUGGCGGUUUAGUAGUCGGACUUUUCUAUUACAUUAUGAUAUUAAACACCGUUGACAUAGCUGUACUGCAAUUAGCAGCACCACAAUGGCCUAUUGUAGUUGUCGGGGCAUUCGGAGGUCUCUUUGGCAGCAUCUUAGAUUCUAUUCUCGGCGCGACUUUACAGUAUUCAGGAGUGGAUGAAAAGGGUAUUAUAGUGGAGCGGCCAGGGAAAGGUGUAAGACACAUUUGUGGUAAACAGAUCCUAGAUAAUCAUAGUGUAAAUCUUCUUUCUACUAUUGGUAUCGCACUCAUACUUCCGAGAUUAGCCAAUAUGUUCUGGCCAUAAAAAGUUCAUAAAAAGAUCUGUUCCAGAGAUCUAUUUAAAAACAAAAUGUUCUAAUAUUGCAUUUAUUAUUCUAUAUUUAAACAAAUCAAAUUGUAUAUCGUGUACAUUUCUAUGCUACUCUAUUUAGGAAUAAAAAUGUUAUAUUAGAGGAAUCAAACAAAGGAUCUUCCUUAAGAUUAUUUUUAUCGUACUAUCAAUUUUUAAUAUAAUAAAUAUUCUAAAAUAGCAAUAA